Messenger RNA from Racocetra persica, 305 nucleotides. The record is from the annotation of a GenBank genome assembly. Lineage: Eukaryota; Fungi; Glomeromycota; Glomeromycetes; Diversisporales; Gigasporaceae.
GACCAAAAGUUUCCAGUGGAUCAACUAACGGUUUUGAAAGUAACUUCGAUGAAGCUGCAAAUAUCGAACGAGAACACGCAUUGACUUCAACAGGAUAUAAAUUUGGCGUAUUCAUUCCUAUCUAUCUCGACUAUAACGAAGAACCUCAAUCGAUACAAGGUCUUCUUCCUAAUCAAAUAAAUUUUGAUACUAUUAUGGCAAAUAAUGGCAUGCCCGUUAAUCUUAGUGACACACAUUCUUUACCUAGCAAUUUUUCUUCUUCUUCUCCCUCUAUUGCUUCCAAUUUAGAUUAUACUUUGAUUUAG